This is a messenger RNA of Chrysochloris asiatica (Cape golden mole), 2639 nucleotides long. It is a transcript of the gene GRAMD1A, whose product is annotated as GRAM domain containing 1A. Gene Ontology annotation, cellular component: plasma membrane; endoplasmic reticulum-plasma membrane contact site; endoplasmic reticulum membrane. Gene Ontology annotation, molecular function: sterol transfer activity; sterol binding. The transcript is spliced from 20 exons. The coding region runs from base 119 to 2293 and encodes 724 amino acids. Gene Ontology annotation, biological process: intracellular sterol transport. The record is from RefSeq and is a predicted model, not a curated record. NCBI's taxonomy places the organism in Eukaryota, Metazoa, Chordata, Mammalia, Afrosoricida, Chrysochloridae.
UGGGGGCUGGGGCCGAGGCAGGCCAGGCCCGUGCCCGGCGGGGACGCCCCGCACACUCCAGCCUCGCGCAGCCGGUCCAGCCCUGCCCUACGGCUGGGCGCGCCGCCGCACCGCAUCCAUGUUCGACACCACCCCCCACUCCGGCCGGAGCACGCCCAGCAACUCCCCUUCUCUCCGUAAGCGGCUGCAACUCCUGCCCUCAAGCCGGUCCCCACCUGAGCCUGAACCAGGCAGCAUGGUAGAGAAAGGGUCAGACAGCUCCUCAGAGAAAGGGGGAGUCCCUGGGACCCCUAGUACCCAAAGCAUGGGCAGCCGGAACUUCAUCCGAAACAGCAAGAAGAUGCAGAGUUGGUACAGUAUGCUAAGCCCCACGUACAAACAGCGGAAUGAAGAUUUCCGGAAACUGUUCAGCAAGCUCCCAGAAGCAGAACGCCUCAUUGUGGAUUACUCCUGUGCUCUGCAGCGCGAGAUCCUCCUUCAGGGCCGCCUCUAUCUCUCCGAGAACUGGAUUUGUUUCUACAGCAACAUCUUCCGCUGGGAGACCACAAUUUCUAUCCAGCUGAAGGAGGUAACCUGUCUGAAGAAGGAGAAGACAGCCAAGUUGAUCCCCAAUGCCAUUCAGAUCUGCACAGAGAGCGAGAAGCAUUUCUUCACGUCCUUUGGGGCCCGGGACCGCUGCUUCCUCCUCAUCUUCCGCCUCUGGCAGAAUGCACUACUUGAAAAGACGCUGAGUCCCCGUGAGCUCUGGCACCUGGUACAUCAGUGUUACGGUUCAGAGCUGGGCCUCACCAGCGAAGAUGAAGACUAUGUCUGCCCCUUGCAGCUCAACGGCCUGGGGAGCCCCAAGGAGGUUGGAGAGGUGAUCGCUCUGAGUGACAUUACUCCGCCAGGGGCAGCUGACCACAGCCAGGAGCCAAGCCCAGUGGGUUCUCGCCGUGGUCACAUCACCCCCAACCUCUCACGGGCCAGCAGCGAUGCAGACCAUGGGGCAGAGGAGGAGAAGGAAGAACAGACAGACAGCCAACCGGAUGCCUCCUCCAGCCAGACAGUGACCCCAGUGGCUGAACCCCCGAGUGCCGAGCCCUCUCCGCCAAAUGAGCCCACCGCCCUGGGCCCCUUAGAUCUGCUGCCCAGCGAGGAGCUAUUGACAGACACAAGUAACUCUUCGUCAUCCACAGGGGAGGAAGCUGACCUGGCCGCCCUGCUUCCUGACCUCUCGGGCCGUCUCCUCAUCAACACCGUCUUCCACGUAGGGGCCGAGCGCCUCCUGCAGAUGCUCUUCUCGGACUCGUCCUUCUUGCAGGGCUUUCUGAAGCAGUGCAACUUCACAGAUGUGACCUUCAGUCCCUGGAGCGGGGACAGCAAGAGCCAUCAGCGACGAGUGCUGACUUACACCAUCCCCAUCAGCAACCCACUGGGCCCCAAGAGCGCUUCUGUGGUGGAGACACAGACACUGUUCCGGCGCGGUCCACAGGCAGGUGGCUGUGUGGUAGACUCUGAGGUGCUGACGCAAGGCAUCCCUUACCAGGACUACUUCUACACUGCCCACCGCUACUGCAUCCUGGGCCUGGCCCGCAACAAGGCCCGUCUCCGAGUGUCCUCUGAGAUCCGUUACCGCAAGCAGCCCUGGAGCCUGGUGAAGUCGCUCAUCGAGAAGAACUCGUGGAGCGGCAUUGAGGAGUAUUUCCACCGCCUGGAGCGAGAGCUGGCCAAGGCUGAGAAGCUUUCCUUGGAGGAGAGCGGGAAGGAUGCCCGAGGCCUGCUGUCAGGCCUGCGAAGACGGAAGCGGCCCCUGAGUUGGAGGGGUCACAGUGAUGGCCCCCAGCACCCUGAGCCUGAUCCCUGCUCCCGGCCUGGCAUUCACAUCUCAGGCUCCCUUAGUUCCCGCUUCUCAGAACCGUCCAUGGACCAGGGUCCUGGGGCAGGUGUCCCCAACGCCCUCGUUCUCAUCAGCAUUGUGAUCUGUGUGAGCCUCAUCAUCCUCAUCGCCCUCAAUGUCCUCCUCUUUUACCGCCUCUGGUCCUUGGAGAGGACAGCCCACACCUUCGAGUCCUGGCACAGUCUGGCCCUGGCCAAGGGCAAAUUCCCCCAGACCCCCACGGAGUGGGCGGAGGUCCUGGCCUUGCAGAAGCAGUUCCACAGCGUGGAGGUGCACAAGUGGAGGCAGAUCCUACGGGCAUCGGUGGAGCUUCUGGACGAGAUGAAGUUCUCGCUGGAGAAGCUGCAUCAAGGCAUCACCGCCUCAGACCCUCCCUUCGACUCCCAGCCCCGGCCCGAUGACAGCUUUUCCUGAGGAAGCCCGGCCUUACGGCCACUCCCCACAAAUGGACACAGAUGGACACAGCCUCGGCGGCCACUGCUGGCACGGUGUGAGUGCCGGGGGCCUCCCGCCCACCCCGCCCAGUGGCCCCAGCUGGGGGCCACGCCAACGUGGGGACCACAGAACCGAGAUGCACUUUAGACCAGCAUGCGUGCCCAGCCCAGGAACUGGCCUGCCCCAUGGCAGGUCCCCCACUAACUUAUUUUGUCUGGCUGGGGUUGCGGAAGGCGCCUCCUGGGGUGCACGAUUCCCUGAGCUCUGGGUUUAAUGUAUUAUAUUUAUUUGGGCCAGACAGAGCCCCAAUAAAAGGUCGGAAAUG